GACAUCUAUUUUGCAAGGGAGUUACCCGCCCCUUCUCUGAGAGCAAGUGCCCUGGUUUCAUUUGCCUAAGUUCCACUUGGCCUUAUGUGAAACAUACAAAUAGUCGCUCCCUCUUAUAGCAUUAUUAGUUGUCUGAAAUCUUUAUUAUCAUCACACCACCAUGAAUUUUGCCUGUGAAAUAUGCAAUAUUGGAUUUACGUCCGAAGGAGCUUUGAAGGCACACAAAACAAGUGAGAAACAUUUGAGUCGGGCUGAAGCUUUUCAUUCUUGUUUACUGGAAGCAGCCCACAGUGUUCAUGUGACAGGCUUUUCUCGAAACGUUGGCAAAGAUGCGUUGUACAACUAUUUCAUGCAGUUUGGUAAAGUUGUUGAUGUUACAUAUGUUGAUCAGAAUAACUCAUGGGUGAGCACGUUACCAUCAUUAUUUCUUCAUUGUCUUUUCUAUCCUGUUUUGAUUAAAGGGUACAACGGGGACAGUUAGAACACUGGACCAACCACUCA
Octopus bimaculoides (California two-spot octopus) is the source of this 501-nucleotide messenger RNA. Its product is annotated as speckle targeted PIP5K1A-regulated poly(A) polymerase. Lineage: Eukaryota; Metazoa; Mollusca; Cephalopoda; Octopoda; Octopodidae. Gene Ontology annotation, molecular function: RNA binding; poly(A) RNA polymerase activity. Gene Ontology annotation, biological process: RNA 3'-end processing. The record is from RefSeq and is a predicted model, not a curated record.